Chara braunii is the source of this 4175-nucleotide messenger RNA. The record is from the annotation of a GenBank genome assembly. Lineage: Eukaryota; Viridiplantae; Streptophyta; Charophyceae; Charales; Characeae.
CGAAGAAAUUUUGUAAACGGUGGGGGGGCUCCAUGGGGCUGCUGGGUGUCGCAGUGUAACGAACGGGAGCUUUUAGGGAGGUAUGGGGUGAUGGGAAAGGGGGGUGGCCUAAUUGGGGAGAACUGGGGGAGGGAUCGAAAGCAGACGGGAUUCCCCCGGUGCGCGGUGUUGAGCAUUCUAUCCAGCUCGUGCCUGACUAUCGUGUUCACCAUCAGGCACCGUACCGACUCUCGAUUCCAGAGGCGACGGAACUCAAGCGUCAGCUUGAGGAGCUCCUUCGACUGGGUUUCAUUAAACCCAGUAACUCCCCUUGGGGUGCACCUGUCCUCUUUGCUCACAAAGCGGAGGAACUCUCCGCCUCUGCAUCGAGUAUCGCGAACAACUUCUCCCAUGCCCCGCGCGGAUGAGCUGUUUGAUCGUCUGGCAGGCAACCGCUUCUUCAGGAAGAUCGAUUUUCAUAGCGGUUACCACCAGAUCCGCGUUGCCACAGAGGAUCAGCCGAAGACCGCCUUCCGAUCGCGCUUCGACCACUACGAGUUCACGGUGAUGCCAUUCGGCCUCACCAAUGCACCCGCCACCUUCCAGACGAUGAUGAACGACAUCUUCAGGGACAUCCUUGAAGAAUACAUUCUCGUAUACCUGGACGACAUCGUGGUCUACAGUCGUACCUUAGAAGACCAUCUCAGAUACCUCUGCGAUGUCCUACAACGCUUACGCAAGCAUGGCUUCUAUGCCAAGCUCAGUAAGUGCCGCUUUGCCCAGCGCAAAGUGGACUUCCUAGGACACCAUGUGUCUGACCAGGGUCUGCACAUGGACGACGCAAAGAUCACUAUUAUUGCAGAGUGGCCCGUCCCCACAUCUGCCAAGCAGCUUCGCAGUUUCCUAGGCCUCACCAGCUACUAUAGUAAUUUUAUCCAGGGAUACGCUAGGUAUUCCUACGUCCUUACCUCUACCCUGCUCCGGAAGAACCCGCCGUGGUUUUGGACACCCCUGUGCGAGGAUGCCUUUCGCGCCCUCAAGAAGGCGGUGACCUGUGCGCCGGUUCUUCGCCUUCCCGAUUUUGAUCAUCCCUUUAUCGUCACCACCGAUGCGUCAGAUUUUGCAGUAGGAGUUGUCCUUUCUCAGGUGUUUCCCUCUCCUCCAGAUUCAUCUUACCCCCAUGUUCCUCCUUCCCCCCCCCCUCCUGCUGACACUGCUUCUCGACUAACGCCUACCCUCCCACCACUUCCCUCCACUGAUAGUCCUCCUGUUACUUACUCCCCGACCAUCGCGGAGGAUGGGACUGUCGAGGCUCGUGCUAGGGAUUGCCCCAUCGCUUUCUACUCCCGUCAGCUACUGCCUGCCGAGAUAAACUACACUGCCGAUGAACGUGAGAGUUUCGCUGCUUUUGCGGAUAGCGUGUUUAUGGCUCUUGCGAUCCAUUACAGGUUCACAAGGGGUUCAGCUCCACUCUCUGGUGACCCCGACAAGAUGACCACCAACGCAAUCGCCAGCCUGAGGAUGGAAAGUCGCUAUGGGCCAGAUUCGGAAGAGGUGAACCUGGUUCAGAAGAUGCGGAGGGAAAAGUUGGGCAUGCUAGGGUCCAUGUCAUUCAAUUCCUAUUCAUCCUGCAUUGACUUGCACCGCGACAAGCCAUGGGUGCUAUUUUUCCACGGCAAGAGAACCGUUAUGGUGUGGGACUACGAAGAUGACAGACCCAUUGCGACCAUGAAAGUGCAUGGCAGGAGGCAUUUGGAGGGUAAGUGCGCAAAAUUUUUCCCGAACAAGGACUGGAUUGUGCUAUUGAGUUCGCGAUACUGGGUUGUGUUUCACUGCGAGGUCGUGGGUUCGAACCUGAGUUCAAAAGUCAUCGGCAAAGGAGUUAUCAAUCAUGUGGUGGACAUGGCUGUCCAUCCAUGUUUACCUAUCAUGCUCACGUGUUAUUGCUUGCCGAGUCAGAACGUUGAGCUGUGGAAUUUCGACGAUAGUCCACCGAAAAGUGUGUCUGUCAAGAGAACGAUACUGAAGGGCCAUACGUGCGUAGCGAGGAUGGCAACAUUUCAUCCCGUCAGACCGGACAUCUUUGCGAGUCUCUCGAACGAGGGGGAGAUCAUCGUGUGGAAAAUAGGCACAGAAACGCCAACCAAAACGAUCGGGGGCCAACAACAACAACAACAAGAACAACAGAUUGAAUACUUGCGAUUCUGCAAUGAUGUCCAUAAGUCCCAUCUCGUUGCCGGCGGAUCUCAUGGCUACUUAAGGGUAUGGGACUACGCAACAGGUGCCUGUAUUGCCCGUUUGGAACAAAAGGAUACCUCGCCCCCCUCCGUACGUUCCGUGUUCUUCCAUCAGAGCUUGCCGUACAUCUUCAGUGCAGGGAGUGAUGGGACCGUGGGAGUUUGGAGCGAGUUGGACUACACACCACUUCUGUUUUAUUCUAGUAAAAUUGAGAACCUGAGGGGCAUGGCUUCCUCCAGAAGCGGUGAUACGCUUGUUCUUGCAGGCAACGGAACAUUCGUCGUGCUGGAAGUCACUCUGCCACGGAAUGCUAGGAGAGCAGAAUAUGCGAGAAAGCUUAACAGAAAAACUGUAGACGACGAGAGACAGCACGAAACAUUGACAGGGGAGAACCGGUCUCUUCUGACGUCAGCUGGUCCAGGAGAGGAUAUUGCGAUGUCCGAGCGGAGAGAAAAGGAGUUGAAGGAGGACACGUUGGGAAUGAAGGUAAGUGAGCUGCUAAUGGCAACAGAUAAAUCCGAGGCAGAACUUGAAUACAGAAGAAGAGAGAUCGACAGAGACGCUGUACAACGUGAGAGAGCGAAUGAAACAGUGACAGGUGAGCACCUGUCUCUCCCACAGUCAUCGGCUCAACGAGAGGAUAUCAUGAUGUCCGAGCGGAGGGAAAAGAAGUCGCAGGACACAUCGGAAAAGGAGGUAAAUGAGCCGCCAACGUGCGAUAAAUCAAAGGUAGAACACGGAGAAACUAUGGCAAUAUCGCUGCAACAAAUUGUUGAGUUUGAAGGUACCACAACAGCAUUAUUAGAAAUGGCCUAUGAAAGAUCCAAGCAGACACUAAGAGAGCUCAAAGUAAUAAAGGAAGCGGGGGUGAAUGCACGGCAAAGGUCGGAGGAUAGGGUGCGGGCGGAGCUGGAACGGGAAGUGAUCGCGAACGCCGAUGAAAUACACAAGUUAAAAGCAGAGAGGAGAGAGAUGACAGAUAAGUUGAAGAUCUCCGAGCAGAGGAUCGCAGAGUUGGAAGAGGCGAAUGCGCAGCUAAUGUCUGCUGAGUCCAUGGUAGCAGAGCUUGAACAGAAAGGGAACGAGAAAGACGAGAGGAUUCGUCAGCUGGAAGAAGAGAGGGCAGCGUCAGUUGAGGCCCUUAGUGUCUGCACGCUGAGGAACGGAGAGCUGGAAGAGCAGUUGGAGAAGGCGGCCAGUAUGCUACGGAUAUGUGAGACAGAGAAAGAGGAGCUUGAAGAGCAGUUGGUUGAGGCGCUCAACGUCUACAAAAUGAUGAAUGAAGAGAUGGAAGAGCAGCUGUGGAAGGAGGCCAACAUGCGAUGGAUGUUUGAGAAAGAGAGGAUGGAGCUUGAAGACGAGGGUAGGGUGAAAACAGAGAGGAUCCAUCAGCUGGAAGAUGACAAAGGUUUCGUUGCCAAGGCACUGGAAACCGCGAAACUGAAGAUUAAGGAGAUGAACUCCAGGCUAGAGAAAGUCAUGGACACAGAGAAGAUGCUGGCAAGCUCCUCACUGGCACAAGCAGCAAACCGUGCUCAAACAGUGAAUGCAAAGAAUGCGCUGCAGCUUCACAAGCACUCCGUCAGCGAUCGGUAUCAUGAACCCAACACCUUCAGUAGUGAGAGGGAACCCAAGGAGGAAUAUGAUGAUGAUGAUGGAGGGGCAUCCCAGGGUGGGCUGCACAUUGCGACUCCUCUGGACACUCGAGGUCACUGUGGCGAGGUUGAAGAUCAAGGAGAUGAAGGCCAGGCUACGAAAAGAUACAGACGCACAUGAGAUGCUGACGAGCUCACAUAAGGUCGGGCCUGAUCGGGUGUGUGCAGCAGAAACUUGAUUGCCGAGAGGGGGAAGUCGGGCAGGAAGAUCGUUGUGGUGGGGCACACUCAGGUGAACUGCGCAUUGCCACUCAUGUGGACACUCUAAAGUGGCAUGGGUGACAAUGAAGAUAAUGAGGAGAA